This is a messenger RNA of Striga hermonthica, 1404 nucleotides long. Lineage: Eukaryota; Viridiplantae; Streptophyta; Magnoliopsida; Lamiales; Orobanchaceae. The record is from the annotation of a GenBank genome assembly.
AUGCCGCCGGCGGCGGGUGUGGUGGCGCAGGGAGAUCGGGUUCCAAUGAAUCCGGUGGUGUUUCCGGCAGCGGCGGCGGCGGCGGUGGUGGUUCCGCAGCCGCAGCAGGCCCAUCCCGGGAUGGUCGCGGCGGCGCCGGAAGUGUACGCGAAGGACGCGAUCAUCGCGUGGUUCCGAGGCGAGUUCGCGGCGGCGAACGCCAUCAUCGACGCGCUCUGCGGCCACCUGAAGCGGCUGGAGGGCGGGGAGGCGGCGGCGUACGGGUCCGCGCAAACUUUAUCUGCUGCGCACAAGUACAAAGUCCGAGGGUCCCAAGAAGUGCAGCAUUUACCCGACAACAUUGAAAUAUGCUCCAAUCACGAUUUCUGUGAGGCUCGCCGUGCCCAGAUCAAGAUGAUAAAAGGGUUCGUGGCAAGGGAGCCAGUGAAAGGAAACACGGUGAAUGUCGUUAGAGGUCUGAAGUUAUACGAGGACAUAUUCACUGAUGGCGAGCUGUCGAAACUGAACGACUUUGUGAAUGAACUCCGAGCGGCUGGUCAGAAUGGUCAACUCUCAGGGGAGACCUUCAUUUUGUACAAUCAGCAGACGAAAGGGAACAAGAGAGAGUUGAUUCAGCUUGGGGUACCGAUUUUCGGAAAGAUUAAAGAAGAUGAAGCAAACACAGUCCAGAAAAGCUAUAUUGAGCCGAUCCCAGCUCUUCUACAAAGCGUAACGGAGCACUUGAUCCAGUGGCGUUUAAUACCUGAAAAUACGAGACCAAACAGCUGCAUCAUUAGCUUUUUCGACGAGGGAGAAUAUUCUCAGCCCUUCCUAAAACCACCUCACCUGGAGCAUCCUCUCUCCACUCUCCUCCUCCACGAAUCAACCAUGGCUUUCGGCCGAACGCUCGUGAGCCAUGGUGAAGGGAACUACAAGGGAUCUCUCAAUCUUUCUCUGGAGAAAGGGUCCCUUCUUGUCAUGAGAGGCAACAGUUCAGAAAUUGCAAGGCACGUCAUGUGCUCGUCCCUAAACAAAAGAACGAGCAUCACCUUCUUUCGGGUCCGAGCCGAUUCGUCUGAGAAAAACCACUCGCCUCUUUCCAAAGCAAUGACCUUAUGGCAACCGGGUGUACCUGCACCAUACACGGGCCCAAAUAACUACGAGCCCAUGAGUAUGGUGCCCAAGUGGGGUCUACUGAGGUCCCCGAUUGUGAUGCUGGGGCCCGUUCGCCCAUUGGUCGUGAGCCCGGGAAGGGGCCCACAAGGUGGGACGGGAGUUUUCCUGCCGUGGGCCGUUGGGUCGAGAAAGCACACGAAGCAACUGCCGCCACGCGCGCAGAGGGGUCGUUUUCUGGCACUGCCUUCGCCUGUCGGCUCGGGAAAAAACGAGGCCGCAGGAUCUGAUUCGGGGUUCGGUAGUUCUUGA